Molecule: messenger RNA, 5515 nt
Organism: Xyrauchen texanus (razorback sucker)
Lineage: Eukaryota; Metazoa; Chordata; Actinopteri; Cypriniformes; Catostomidae
Product: rho family-interacting cell polarization regulator 2-like
Exons: 22
Coding region: 117-3236 (1039 amino acids)
Source: RefSeq, a predicted model, not a curated record
GAGUCCAUUGCCUUUCGCCUCUCUACUCAGGCUCAAUCUGACAGUGGGGUUUACAGUUGCCCGGGGGAAAGAGAAUCUCAGCAUUAAUUCAAUUUUACUGUAAAGUUAAUGCUUAGAUGCAAAGCAAGCGAAGAGAGGAAGGGAUGGCCUUUUCCGACAUCACAGAGGCUGACCUAAAUGAAUUGAUGCGUGAGGAGGCAGAAGACGUCUUUGAUUAUGGAGUGUCGUCCCGCUUCCCAGACAUCAUGGCUGCUGGCACUCACUCUCCUGGAGGGCCCAAUGGCAUCAUCAGGAGCCAGUCAUUCGCUGGAUUCAGCACGCUGCAGGAGCGACGCUCACGGUGUAACUCCUUCAUGGGGAACUCAGCAGUGCAGAAGAAGCCAAUCUCAAAGCCAAGGAAGCCCCAUCUGUCCGGGCACAAGUCCAGCAGCAGCUCACGAGAGCCGCAGCCCAAAAGAGUGGAAGAAGUUUACGGAGCCCUCAAACAAGGCCUGGAUGAGUAUCUGGAGGUGCAUCAAACAGAGCUGGAUAAACUCACUUCCCUCAUGAAGGACAUGAAGAGAAACUCCAGACUGGGUGUGCUGUAUGAUCUGGACAAGCAAAUUAAGACUAUAGAGAGAUACAUGCGACGACUGGAGUUCCACAUGAGUAAGGUUGAUGAGCUGUAUGAGGGGUUUUGUAUUCAAAGCCGGUUACGUGAUGGGGCCAGUAAGAUGAAACAGGCAUUCACUGCUUCACCCUCCACUAGAGGCACACGUGAGAGCCUGUCCGAGGUCAACCGCAGAUAUAAAGAGUAUACAGAGAACAUGAGCACUUUUGAGGGUGAGCUGGAGAACCUGCUGGGAGAGUUUCAUAUCAAAAUGAAAGGAUUGGCUGGCUUUGCCAGGCUUUGUCCCGGUGAUCAAUAUGAGAUUUUCAUGAGAUACGGCAGACAAAGAUGGAAACUGAAGGGGAGGAUCGAAGCAAACUCCAAACAGAGUUGGGAUGGAGAGGAGAUGAUCUUUAUGCCCCUCAUUACAGACCUCAUCAACAUCAAGGUGACAGAGUUGAAGGGGUUGGCCACUCAUAUCCUAGUGGGCAGUGUGAUCUGUGAAACCAAGGACCUGUUCACCGCUAUGCCUCAGGUGGUUGCUGUAGAUGUCAAUGACCUGGGAACCAUUAAACUUAACCUGGAGGUCGCCUGGUCUCCAUUUGAUGUGGAGGACCUGACCCUGUCCUCAGGAAAUGUGAGCAAAGCCACCGCCCUGCAGAGACGAGUGUCUGUGUACAGCCAAGGCACACCUGAGACACCCACUUUCCAGGACAACUCUUUCUUUUCCACUUUACCUGAUGACGUCUUUGAGAACGAAGGUGUUGCAGAGUGCAAACGCCUGUCUUUCACCUUCUCAGACACCUCCACUUCAAGCUCCGUCCCCAUCCAAUUAAACCCUGAGAUCAAAGUCACACCCCCUGAGACAGACCCGCCCUCUGAGUUGAGCCCCUCCUCUGAGGAAGAUGGGGGUGAGGAAGCAGAAGAGAGCUGCAGUGUGAGAGAAAGUGUGGCCAGUGCUAAUGAACCAGACCUGGAGUGGGAUCUGGUUGAGGGCCAGGGGCCCAGCACAGGCUCCGAGGCCCACUCUCUGUGCUCUGAGAGUCAGCUUUCUGCAGUGGGACCAGAGGAUGUGGUGUUCCUGGAGUCCAAUGUGCCUGAUGAAGACUUGGAGCUGAAGCCUGUGGAGCUAGAUGGGGAAGAAGGCAGUCUGACGAGGCAGCUGGUGAGGAGGCUGACCUCGUCUGACAUGCUGCCCGAGGCUGGAACUCUGAGCUGGGAGGGAGGGGGCAGCAGGGCAUUCCUGGAGAGCAGCCUGGAGGAGGCUAUUCAAUCCCUGCUAAUGCAGCUGGAGAGCUUGGGCCAGCGCUGUGGGGAGCUACAAGACUUGGAGCAGGAGGUUAUGAGACUUGAAGACCUGCUCAAGUGUCGGGUGCCUACACAUAGGAGUCGUUCAUCAAGUCUCAGUUUGACUGUGGAAAGCGCUCUGGAAAGUUUUGACUUCCUCAACACCUCUGACUUUGAUGACGAUGACACAGGAGAUGAUGCUGGCACCCUCUCACGAUCGGUUUUCUUUGACAUGGAGUCAGAGAGAAUCGGGCCAGGCCAGCAUCCAGAAGCAAGAGGCCACCUGAGUGAAGCCCUGACAGAGGACACCGGUGUGGGGAACAGUGUGGCUGGCAGUCCCUUGCCUCUCACAACAGGAAAUGAGAACCUAGACGUGGCUAUCGUUAUUCAUCUACAAUACUGCAAUCACCUAAUUCAGUUGUUGGACUCAGGAGGAAGUCCAUCGCAGCAUAAGGCAUACCUGCACAAACUAGCAACCCAAACAGUCCUAUUGGAGGAGCUCAGUGAGAAAAAUCUUGACAGAUCGGGCUGCUUUACCACGGCAUCUGAUGUGCUGCCUGGAUUAGCGGAGCAGCCGGCGCUGAUGUCUCUGUGGUCAGACUUCAGUGGUGGCAUGUUCUAUACUACACUGGACCGUGUAUUUAAACAAAUGCAUCUCCGUUUUGCCUUACCACUGCAAGAGAUUCCCCCUCAUUCACCUGAUUCAGUGAUAAGGAUGGUGGUGAGUGAGAUGGUAGACAGGAGAGAGCUGGCCUCAUCCCCGUGUCCAUCAACGUCCUCUCUGGCACAGGAUGUGCUCAGCGUUUUUCAGUUUCAUAGAUACACCGUUGAACACAAUAUCACAGACAUGGAGCAACACCUGCUGGAUUUAGCCAAAGAGAUCAUGUUUGCAGAGGCCCUCAGCUGUGGUGAUACAAAGCUUGCUCUCAAGCAGCUACAGGAUGUGUCCUUCACCUCUCUCCAGCCCCGCCCUCAAACCCUGGGGGCUGUUGCUGGACUGCUGACCUCUGAUGACCCUGACCUGAGCAAGGCUGCUACAGCCUUCCUGUCCUCUGCUGCCUCACACAAGCCCUUCAGAUCAAAGGCUUUGAAUUGUUACACACAAGCCUUAUCAGAAGCAGGGUUACACAAACCAAGAGCUGCAUGUGCUGCUCUUAGCUGCCUGCAGGCUGUGGAGAGCAUUGAUGCUGUGGUGUCAUUGUGUGACUCAGCAGAUGAAGAACUACACCAGGUUGCCAUAGAAACCCUCCUCACUUUUGGUGAAGAGGGGCGACUGGCAUACGAGCAGUUGGACACAGUGCCGAGGGAGAUGGUGCGGCUUGGCACACGCCGUGGUAACACUGUUACCACUACAUUUUAGAAAAUCUAGUUCACACAAGAAACCUUUUCUUCUGUAACCCCAACAUCAUUAACCCAUUAUUACCCCAUGACCCUGCAUAUUUAAAUAAUAAACAAACAACCACUUGCAAAAGAAGACAAGUGACAAAGGGCUUUAGGCUUCUCCUUCGAUUCAGACCCUUAUCAUGAGAUCCCAGCUGAAGCCGCUUUCUUCAAAACAGGAUAUUUAUCAUUUACAUUGUUCUUGUCACAGCGGUCAUAAGUUAUUUUUGCUGAUUUAACAAUAAGGGUGUUUGAUUAGUUGUUUACUAGUCAUUUGCAGAUAUCAGUAAAUUGCACUGUCAGAGGAACAUAAAUAGCCCAGCUAUCUGUUUAUCAGAGCUGCAAAUCAAAUUUUUGUUUCAGGGAUUAUAAGGGACAGUUUUAAUGCUCCUGUUGAGAAUCUGUUUGCAUUUUUUCCUGGACAGAGUGAAACUUCUGCCCAUUUGGAAAGAUUUGAGUGAACUGUUCCGAGCCCUAAUUCUCCUUUUCUUUUGCUGGUCAUAUGGACUGUUGAAUGGCCGUUGUGGACAGUGGACCACUGAUUUAUAGAUUGCUCACUUGCCUUUCUCUGGUCAGGAACAAAAAUGUCCAUAAAUUGAACUGUGAGCAGCAUACAGUGAACUGCCACUUGUGACAGAGGAAGCAGGGUUGCUGGACAACACCCCAGCGAGUAUUGAAUCUAUUGCAUUAACAUGGUACUAAUGCCUGGGCACAUGGGAUCUUACAACUAAGGGCUCGAGGACAGACUGGGCCCUUGCUGAGUAUCUGAAAAUGCACUUUUUUAUGCUAUAUUCAGUCAGAGAAAAGGUGAUGAAUUACUGUGAAUUUUGAUUUGUGCAUAAAUGAAGACUGGAAGUAUAGUGCUCUAUGAUCUAAAUUGCUUCUGUACCUCUGUACUACUGAGUCAUGUGACUGUAACGAGUAAUAUCAUUUCUUUUAUUUAUUUUUGUUUCUCUUUGUUGUAAACUGUAAGAUGCUGAUACUUUCCCUUAUUUUGCUCUCUUAAAUAAUAAUAAGUGAACAGAUUGUAUUAAAGAUAUACUAAACGGGCUAAUUUAUUCUUGGUUUGUUCACAAGAUAUGAAUAUGUACGGUAAUCAGAAUUUGGUAUUCUUGAGGGGCUGUUCCCCAUGAAAUUAUAACACAGAUAGCAAUUUUUUUUUACAUAUAGAAAGAGGUUUUAUUUAAAGUAUCAUGUUUUAAGUGUAUUUUCUGAAAUUUCUACAUGUGAGAGUUAUACAGUAUUUGUGUUCAAGGAGGAAACAUUUAAAAAAAUUAUUUUCAGUACUUGUAUAGUCAUGAGAAAUGAGAGAACGCUCUAUGCUAACAGAACAUUUGCCUUUCUCUGUGCUGUUUACACAGACAGUGUUGAUAUUAAAAGCUUGGAAAAGUGAAUUUCAGUAUGGCAGGAAUUAAAAUGCAAUUUUGUAGAUUACCCCAUUGUAAGAAUUGUCAUUGUGAUCUGUUUUCACAAUAAACAUUGUACUACCACUAAGAAUUGUACCAAAUUAGGGCUAAAAUCCGUUCCUUAAAAGAGCACAUUUUAGUGGAGCUACUGGAAGUAUAUGCCUCAAAAGCCCAACUAAACUAUUAUGGUAAGAUUGUUUCUUAACGUGUUAAACGUGUUAUCUGGCAUCUACUGCACAAAGUCCCAAAGCCAUAAUGAUACAAAGGCAAAUAUAUUUAAGGCUGUUUUGUCAUUUCUAUUUUUCAGAAUUAUCUAUAAGAGGAUUUCAAAAUAAUUGUUUUUAUUUUUUCUGUAUUUAGUCACUGAAAUUUUCACUCUAGCUAUGGCUAUAGUUUCCUCAUUCUUUGCACAUUUGUCAAAUUGCAAUAGUUACAGUGUUUGAACUUCUGGCAUUGGCGAUCACUCAAGUGAAUUUCUUUCUUUGCUCAAAUGAAAAGGUACAAUUCACAUUUAUUGCCUUUUAUUCAUCUCAGAAAGAAGCUAUGUAAAUUUAAACUGGAUUUUAUUGUUGUCACAAACCUCAUUAGAAUUGUAAAUCCGUGUUUCUUUAUAGGAAAACUAUUACUAUGGUUUUGUGAGUGUGUGUGGCAGUAAGCAAUUUUGAUGUCUUGAACACACAGCUUGCUGUUGCAAUAGUUUUAGCAACUGCUGUUUUGAAUGAAUGCAGAUGCACAAUUUCACUUGAUGUCAUAAUGACUUUGGUAAUGUUUACUCACUGUUUGUUUAAUUUUUUUUUUUUUGUUGUUGUUAACUGUAUUUCCUUUGUCUGCUGAAAGUGGCAAUAAAUUUUAU